Molecule: messenger RNA, 1278 nt
Organism: Cyphellophora europaea CBS 101466
Lineage: Eukaryota; Fungi; Ascomycota; Eurotiomycetes; Chaetothyriales; Cyphellophoraceae
Exons: 2
Coding region: 1-1278 (425 amino acids)
Biological process (GO): proteolysis
Molecular function (GO): metallocarboxypeptidase activity; zinc ion binding
Source: RefSeq, a predicted model, not a curated record
AUGAAGCUUCUUCAAUCCCUGCCACUCAUUCUGCCUUUGGCAUCGUGCCUCGUCAUCUCUCGCGAUGAAAGUCCCGUGUCUUACGAUGGGUUCAAGGUCUUCCGCAUCGCUACUGGCGACAGUCUCGCCGCUAUUGAAGAGAAGCUGUCUUUAUUCUCCACUGAGCCAUGGAAUCGGGAUCUCUCGCAGCACAUCGAUGUUGCCUUAGCUCCAAAUCAGCUGGCCGACUUCGAAGCCCUAGGUCUCAAUGCGACCAUUAUGCAUGAAGACCUGGGAGCCGACAUCGCGGCCGAAUCGAUCAUCGACGACUCGUCUGACCUUACAGCUCGUCAGAGUGGUAGUGUCCCCAGUGCUAAUUGGUUCAACAAUUAUCAUUCGUACAACGAUCACAUUCAGUUCCUACGCGACUUACAGGCUGCCUUUAGCUCGCGAUCUGAGAUUAUCACGUCUGGUACAUCGGUGCAAGGACGAGCUCUGACCGGCAUUCACCUAUGGGGCAGUGGCGGUAAAGGUUCCCGGCCUGCUGUUCUCUUUCACGGCACAGUUCACGCCCGUGAAUGGAUUUCCACCAUGACAGUUGAGUACAUUGCCUAUCAGCUUCUUACAACCUACGCAUCAGACGCCACGACUCGCGGCUUUCUCGACUCCUACGACUUCUACAUCAUGCCAAUUGUCAACCCUGAUGGUUUUGCCUACUCUCAGACCAACGACCGUCUCUGGCGUAAGAACCGCUCUGCCGCCCCCUCCGGUAGCUCCUGUCUCGGCACCGAUAUCAACAGGAACUGGCCUUACAUGUGGAACGUUCCGGGUGGAUCUAGUACCAAUCCAUGUGAUCAAACAUACAGGGGAAGAUCCCAGGGCGACAGCCCAGAGGUUCGAGGGCUCAUAAGCCAGAUCCAGUCACUUCAAGGGGGUCAAGGCAUCAAGCUAUACAUCGACUGGCACUCGUAUGGACAGUACAUCUUGACGCCCUACGGCUAUUCCUGCAGCGCGGUGGCACCUAACCAAGCCGAACAUGAUAGUCUAGCCGCAGGCACCGGCAACGCAAUCCGCGCGCAGGGUGGUACGCGGUGGACAACUGGGCCGAGCUGUCGCACACUGUAUGCAACGUCCGGCAGCAGCACUGAUUAUCUCGGAGACGUGGCGGGCGCAGAGUACAGUCUGACGAUCGAAUUGAGGGAUACUGGGGCGAAUGGCUUUGUGUUGCCCGCCAGCCAGAUCUUGCCCAGUGGCCGCGAGCAGUGGGCAGGAAUGCGUUAUUUGCUGGGGAAUAUGUAG